AGAGCGAGGGAGGGAUCUGCAGAAAGUGCUGGGGAAGGGAAGGAGGUGCGGUAAAAAACUGCUCGAUCUGAGCUCUGGGGAUGCAAACCCAUGAGCUCAUCGUGUUUUCCAGUCACAGAAAGGAGAGUUAAAGGAAAAAAGAAAAGUGUUGAAGUUGUUUUUUGAGAGAGGCGAAAACUCCCGAGGAGCCGAAGGAAGAAAUGGAGCAGCUGGUGAAACUCCUCCUGUGGCAGAUUCUGCUUCAGCAAAGUUCUGUGUGCUCAUAUUCAGUCCCAGCUGACGCCUCCAACCCCUCCAGCAGCGUGGUGGUGUCGGUGCUGAACAUCAGCGCAGCCCUGGGCUCGCAGGCCGUGCUGCCCUGCAAGAGCCACCGCAUGGUGUGGACCCAGGACCGCCUGAACGACCGGCAGCGCGUGGUGCACUGGGACCUGCUCAGCUCCUACUUUGGGGACGGCAGGAUGGAGAGGCUCUGCGACAUGUACUCGGCUGGGGACCAGCGUGUCUACAGCUCCUACAACCAGGGCAGGAUCCUCAUGCCCGAGAAUGCCUUUGCAGAUGGGAAUUUCUCGCUGGUGAUCAAAGGUGUGGCAGAGAGUGAUGCAGGCACCUAUUCCUGCAACCUUCACCACCACUACUGCCACUUGUACGAGACUGUGAAAGUCCAGCUGGUCAUCGCCAAGAGAGACGAGGAGCCCAGCGAGUACUGGGACGGCGAGAAGCCGGUGCUGGUGGCCCCGGAGGGCAGCACGGUGACGCUGCCGUGCGUGAACCGCCAGCACAUCUGGACGGAGCGGCACAGCGAGGAGGAGCAGCAGGUGGUGCACUGGGACCGGCAGCCCCCGGGCGUGCCCCAGGACCGCGCCGACCGCCUGGUGGAUCUGUACGCGUCCGGCGAGCGCCGCUCCUACGGGCCCCAGUUCCUGAGGCAGAAGAUGAACGUGAGCCGCGGAGCCUUCGGCCUCGGGGACUUCUCGCUGCGCAUCUCGCGCCUGGAGAGCGCCGACGAGGGCACCUACUCGUGCCACCUGCACCACCACUACUGCGGGCUGCACGAGCGCAGGAUCUACCACCUGGCCGUCACCGAGCCGCAGAGGGACAGCAGGGGGGUCAACGUCACGGUGCCUGCUGCAGAUCCCAACGUGGUCAGGGGCCACAAUGUCAUCAAUGUCAUCAUCCCCGAGGGCAGGAUGCACUUCUUCCAGCAGCUGGGCUACGUCCUGGCCACCCUGCUGCUCUUCCUCGUCCUCCUCAUCAUCGUGGCACUCGUCACCCGCAGGCGCCGGCACAGAGGUUAUGAGUACAACGUGAAGAAAUAUGGAGAGAAGGAUGUGAACCUUAAAGAAUUCACAGUGGACACAACAGAUCUGACCCCACACAAAAGUGAAGACAUCAGGCUGGAUUACAAAAACAACAUCCUGAAGGAGAAGGCUGAGCAAGCCAGAAGCUGCCCAGCAAAGAACAUUGAUUUAGACAAAGAUUUCAGGAAGGAAUAUUGUAAAUGAAGACGCUCCCAAGCUGCUGGCUGGACCAGAAGCUUCCAUCCAAGAUAGAUAAUGUGGAAAAGAGAUGGAUUUUCUUAUUUCCAUCUCCCUCCAGCUCCCACAGAAUUUUUUCCACAUCCACUUUUUUCUUUUUUUCUCCCCCACACAAGGGUGCAAAUGCUUCAUGGAAGAGUUAAACUGUCUUGUGUGCAUUUAUGGGGUUGGGUUGCCUUUUCUCCUUCCUCUGCUCUCCCAACCCUCCCUCCUUCUUCCCCUUUUCUCUCUUGACAAUUAUUGUUGGAUUUUAUGCAUCAAUGAUUUUUAUGAGCUGAAUCAGCAGAGGUUUUGCUUUGAUGUUUCAAUGGCACAAGUCCUACAGCAUUUCCAUACUGUAGGAAAUUCCAUUUAUAAGAAUCACUACAUCACCA
Molecule: messenger RNA, 1909 nt
Organism: Zonotrichia albicollis (white-throated sparrow)
Lineage: Eukaryota; Metazoa; Chordata; Aves; Passeriformes; Passerellidae
Source: RefSeq, a predicted model, not a curated record